AUGACCGAGAAUAAUAACAAUAGCAGAGAUAGAUCAAAAAAUAUAUACCAAGGCACUAGUCCCGUUAUUAAAAUCGAAUAUUAUGAAGAAUUGGCCAACCUUACGCAAAUGCAAUUAAAAUCACAUGUGGUUAAUAUCAAUGGCAAAGAUAUAGAAAGCAUUCUCGAUUUGAGCGGACAAUGUCAGGUUAUCACCUGUGAAAAAGCAAAAGAGCUGAGUUUGGAAAUGGAUAGUGUAAAGCCGCAUAAAAGGAUACCCAGGACCAAAGGGGUAACUCUAAAGA
Molecule: messenger RNA, 283 nt
Organism: Diversispora eburnea
Lineage: Eukaryota; Fungi; Glomeromycota; Glomeromycetes; Diversisporales; Diversisporaceae
Source: the annotation of a GenBank genome assembly